AUGGGAGCUGAAGCUGAGGUUGUGAUUCAAAAUAGCGUUCCUUUCUUGGAUAUGCCAUGUUCUGAAGUGGAUGUCAAAUCCCCAGAAACAUCUGUUCUACAAUUUGUUCCCAGCAUUCGUUCUGGUAGUUUUGCUGAUAUUGGGCCACGAAGAUACAUGGAGGAUGAGCACAUAAAGAUUGAUGAUCUGUCUGCACACUUUGGUUCACUCUUUAGUUUUCCCAAGCCAAGUGCAUUCUAUGGGUUAUUUGAUGGCCAUGGAGGGCCUGAGGCAGCAUCCUAUGUUAGAAAAAAUGCAAUCAGAUUCUUUUUUGAAGACGCUAAAUUCCCACAAACUUCUGAAAUUGAUGAUGCAUUUCGGUUAGAGGUUGAGAAUUGUCUAAAGAAAGGAUUUCUUCUGGCGGACAUGGCUUUGGCUGAUGACAAUAGUGUGAGUACUUCUUCUGGAACAACUGCUUUGACAGUUCUUGUACUUGGAAGGCUACUAAUGGUGGCAAACGCAGGAGAUUGCCGAGCUGUUCUUUGCCGGAAAGGAGAGGCAAUUGAUAUGUCUCAAGAUCAUAGACCUAAUUAUGCAUCAGAGCGAAAGCGGGUAGAGGAAUUGGGUGGGUUUAUUGAUAACGAUUAUCUCAAUGGUGUUCUGUCUGUAACUCGGGCUCUUGGGGAUUGGGACAUGAAGUUGCCUCGGGGUUCUCCUUCCCCUCUUAUUGCAGAUCCAGAAUUUCGUCAAAUUGUACUGUCAGAGGAUGAUGAAUUCCUCAUAAUGGGGUGCGAUGGGAUCUGGGAUGUUAUCUCUAGUCAACAAGCUGUUAGUCUAGUGCGUCGUGGGCUGAGACGACAUGACGACCCCGAGCAAUGUGCCAAGGACCUUGUGAUGGAGGCCUUGCGUCGCAACACUUUUGACAAUCUUACAGUCAUCAUAGUUUGUUUCACUACCCUCGAUCACCCAGAACCAUCACCAGCACGCCAACGAAAAUUAAGAUGUUGCAGCCUGUCAGCAGAGGCUCUGUGUAGCUUGAGGAUUUUUCUUGACGGGAAUGGAAACAAAUGA
Fraxinus pennsylvanica is the source of this 1050-nucleotide messenger RNA. Lineage: Eukaryota; Viridiplantae; Streptophyta; Magnoliopsida; Lamiales; Oleaceae. The record is from the annotation of a GenBank genome assembly.